Messenger RNA from Tripterygium wilfordii, 2646 nucleotides. Its product is annotated as NADPH--cytochrome P450 reductase 2-like. Gene Ontology annotation, molecular function: FMN binding; flavin adenine dinucleotide binding; NADPH-hemoprotein reductase activity. Gene Ontology annotation, cellular component: cytosol. Lineage: Eukaryota; Viridiplantae; Streptophyta; Magnoliopsida; Celastrales; Celastraceae. The transcript has 18 exons. Bases 159 to 2285 code for a protein of 708 amino acids. The record is from RefSeq and is a predicted model, not a curated record.
CACCUCUCUCCUCAUUAGAGAAGUCUCUCUGUCUCACCAACAUUACCAGCAAAACCAGAGCAUAAAGGGACCUUCUCCGACUCUCCUUGCCUCCUCCGUCCAAUUCACUCUCUGCGAAUUCUCUUUGUGCUCGCCUCAAAAUCAUCUUCAUCAUAAUCAUGCAAUCUUCUUCGGAUUCUAUAAAGGUGUCGCCUCUCGAACUGAUGUCGGCUAUUAUAAGGGGAAAGAUGGACCCCUCUAAUGUGUCAUCAAAGGAUGCAGGCGAGCUCACCUCCAUCAUUUUUGAGAAUCGGGAGUUCGUCAUGAUAUUGACUACAACCAUCGCUGUACUCAUCGGAUGUGUAGUGGUGCUCAUAUGGAGAAGAUCCAGCGCUCAGAAACCUAAGGCUUUUGAUCCCCCUAAACCCGUGAUCGUAAAGCUUCCUGAGGCGGAGGUCGAUGACGGCAAGCCUAAAAUCACCGUCUUCUAUGGUACACAAACCGGGACCGCCGAAGGAUUCGCUAAGGCACUGGUGGAAGAGGCAAAAGCUCGAUAUGAAAAGGCGGUUUUCAAAAUUGUUGAUUUGGAUGAUUAUGCAGCAGAUGAUGACGAGUAUGAAGAGAAAUUGAAGAAAGAAAAGUUGGCUAUCUUCUUCCUGGCCACAUAUGGAGAUGGCGAACCUACAGACAAUGCAGCUAGGUUCUAUAAAUGGUUUAUGGAGGGGAAAGAGAGAGGGGAAUGGCUUCAAAACAUGAAGUUUGCAGUGUUUGGCCUUGGCAACAGACAGUAUGAGCAUUUCAACAAGGUUGCAAAGGAGGUAGAUGAAAUCCUUGCUGAGCAAGGUGCAACAAGGCUUGUCCCAGUAGGUCUUGGUGACGAUGAUCAAUGCAUUGAAGAUGAUUUUACUGCAUGGCGAGAAUUGGUGUGGCCAGAGUUGGAUCAGUUGCUUCGAGACAAGGAUGGUGCAACAACUGUCUCUACUCCAUACACUGCUACUGUAUUAGAAUAUCGCGUCAUAUGUUAUGACCCGUCAGAUGCACCAGUAGAAGAAAAGAGAUGGAGUAAUGCAAAUGGUCAUGCUAUUUUUGAUGCUCAACAUCCGUGCAGAUCCAAUGUAGCUGUGAAAAGAGAGCUCCAUACUGCUGCAUCAGAUCGUUCUUGCACCCAUCUGGAGUUUGACAUUGCUGGAACAGGACUUUCAUAUGAAACUGGGGACCAUGUUGGUGUUUACUGUGAGAAUUUAUCAGAAACGGUUGAGGAGGCAGUUAGGCUAUUGGGCUUGUCUCCAGAUACUUACUUCUCCAUCCAUAGUGACAAAGAAGAUGGUACACCACUUAGUGGAAGCUCGCUGCCUCCACCUUUCCCACCUUGCAGUUUGAAAACGGCUCUUGCUCGCUAUGCUGAUCUUCUGAAUUCACCCAAAAAGUCAGCUUUACUCGCUCUAGCAGCCCAUGCUUCUGACCCAACUGAGGCCGAUCGAUUAAGACAUCUUGCAUCACCUGCUGGAAAGGAUGAAUAUGCACAAUGGGUGAUUGCAAGUCAGAGAAGCCUGCUUGAGAUUAUGGCUGAAUUUCCAUCUGCCAAGCCUCCACUUGGGGUCUUCUUUGCUGCAGUUACACCACGUUUACAGCCCAGAUACUAUUCAAUCUCAUCAUCGCCCAGAAUGGCACCAUCAAGGAUUCAUGUUACUUGUGCACUAGUGUAUGAGAAGACACCUUCAGGGCGGAUUCAUAAAGGAAUAUGCUCAACUUGGAUGAAGAAUGCCGUGCCUCUUGAGAAAAGCCACAAAUGCUGUUGGGCGCCUAUAUUUGUUAGGCAGUCGAACUUCAAGCUUCCUGUUGAUACGAAAGUGCCUAUUAUAAUGAUUGGCCCAGGGACUGGAUUCGCGCCUUUCAGGGGUUUCCUGCAGGAAAGAUUGGCUCUGAAAGAGUCUGGAGCAGAACUUGGAUCUUCUAUAUUAUUUUUUGGUUGCCGAAACCGAAGACUGGAUUACAUCUAUGAGGACGAGCUGAAUAACUUUGUUGAAAGUGGUGCACUUUCUGAGCUCAUUGUUGCCUUCUCACGUGAGGGACCCACCAAGGAAUAUGUGCAGCAUAAAAUGAUGGAGAAGGCUUCAGAUAUCUGGAACAUUAUUAAUCAAGGGGCUUAUAUAUAUGUUUGCGGUGAUGCCAAAGGCAUGGCUAGAGAUGUUCACCGCACUCUCCACACUAUAGUGCAGGAGCAGGGAUCUCUAGACAGCUCCAAGGCUGAGAGCAUGGUGAAGAAUCUGCAGACUACUGGCAGGUAUCUCCGGGAUGUGUGGUAAUUUACCACCUGCUGUGUCGAGGAGGCACAUGUGCAAAAAAUUAUGCAUGUAUUAUAGUGUUGAAGCCAAUUUAUUGAGAUGAAAGGAACUCGGUAAGGCUGCUCAUGAUGCCAGGAAAGGGUGGUUGCAAGUGUCGUCUAAUAAGCUCUACGACUUCUCCAGUAGGGAAAUUUUUUUGUUCAUGUAAUUUAUGAACACAAAUACUGUAGGAAUUAUAAUUAGGCGUAUAUCUUAUGAAUUUUAUCGAAGUUGUUUGUAUGACUGAGGGACAGAAUGUUCCGCUCCUCCAAUAUGUAGCUGAAUUAUUUUUGUGUAUAAAUCUCUGGGUUGAUACAAUAUGCUUUGUUCGGACUUCAUGCAA